Hibiscus syriacus is the source of this 1675-nucleotide messenger RNA. RefSeq names its product probable folate-biopterin transporter 6. Bases 112 to 1626 code for a protein of 504 amino acids. The transcript has 4 exons. Gene Ontology annotation, cellular component: membrane. Lineage: Eukaryota; Viridiplantae; Streptophyta; Magnoliopsida; Malvales; Malvaceae. The record is from RefSeq and is a predicted model, not a curated record.
GGGUAGGUCGUAGAUGAAUGUGAAGAUCUUGCAGUCAACGUUUCUCUGCUGUCCUCAAAAGUGUAAUCCAGAGCCCCGUUUGCGGAUCAAUAGUUCCUCUCAACUUCGAAAAUGGAUCCAUCAGAGAAAGAAGGACUCGUUGUAGAAGAAUCUGCCCACGUUUCAAACCAGACCAAAGCUGAAACCUGCAAGAAAAACAACAUUUUGUCGGUCUUCAUCGAGCCGAUUCAAUGGAUACAGAUGCUAUCUUCUCAGCUGAAUCCAAGUUUCAUCAUUGGGAUAGUUCUAGUCUACGGCCUCAACUUAGGUUUCUCCGGGUCGUUCUUCAAAGUGGUCACGGAUUACUAUUGGAAAGAUGUUCAGAAAGUCCAGCCCUCGGUGGUUCAACUCUACAUUGGUUUGUACUAUAUUCCAUGGAUCAUGAAACCUAUUUGGGGUUUACUCACUGAUGUUUUUCCGAUAAGGGGAUAUAGGAGAAGACCAUACUUUGUGGUUGCUGGUGUUCUUGGCGGUGCUUCUGCUCUGAUGGUUGCUGUUAUUGGUAACUUGCCGGCUGCUGUGGCAUUGGCUUGCUUGAUUGGGGUUGCAGCAGGCAUGGCUAUAGCAGAUGUGACAAUUGAUGCGUGUAUUGCUAGGAACAGUAUCGAGGUCCGAUCUUUGGCUCCCGACAUGCAGAGCCUUUGUGGGUUUUGCUCCUCUGCUGGGGCUUUAAUUGGUUACUCCACCAGUGGAUUUUUCGUUCACUAUCUCGGACCUCAGGGAGCUUUAAUUCUUUUGGCAAUGCCACCAGUUUUCAUCACAGUGUUAGGAUUCGUGAUUUAUGAAAUGAGAUCGUCCGGCCUUAAUUAUGAGAAGCAGAAGACAAUGGAAAACUUAGGGGUGGCCAUAAGGGGAAUGUAUCAGACAAUCAAGUUCCCUCAAGUGUGGAAGCCAUCGCUCUACAUGUACCUCUCUUUGGCUCUCAGUAUCAGUACUCAUGAAGGCCAGUUUUAUUGGUACACUGAUCCUAAAGCUGGUCCUGCAUUUUCUCAGGAAUUUGUUGGGAUCAUAUAUGCAAUCGGUGCAAUGGCUUCAAUGGUGGGGGUUCUGAUCUAUCACAAGACGCUCAAAGACCUUCCAUUCAGAAACCUACUCUUUUUAGCUCAACUCCUUUACGGCACAUCCGGAAUGCUCGAUCUGAUCUUCAUUCUUCGAUGGAACUUGGCGGUCGGAAUUCCAGAUUACUUCUUUGUCAUCACAGAGGAAUGCGUCUCGCGUAUUAUAAGCAGAAUACGGUGGAUUCCCAUGAUGGUACUAAGCACAAGGCUUUGCCCUAUAGGCAUCGAAGGCACAUUUUUUGCAUUGUUAAUGUGCAUCGAUAGCCUUGGUUCCUUGACAUCCAAAUGGGGUGGAGGAAUGGUUCUUCACAUGUUCCAUGUCACUAGGACAGAUUUUAGAAACCUGUGGUUGGUUAUUCUCAUUAGAAACAUUCUGAGAAUUGCAACUCUGGGUUUGAUUUUUCUUGUACCCAAGGCUGACCAAUCGGAUGCUUUGAUUCCUCCCGACAUUUUGACAAAAAAUUCAACUGUCGCACCGGAUGAUGAGGGCUUGGAACUUGUACCAGAGAAUGAGAAAGUUGAAGUCUAGUGCUUCCAACUAAUCGGCAAUGGAUUCAAGAUCAUUAGGGACACUCAUG